AUGUCUGAAUUAUCCCAAGUCCAACUCUUUGUGAGACCAAUUCCAUUUGAUGUGGAACAAUCCGAGAUUGAGGAGCUUUUCGGAGUCUCCGGUCCAGUCAAGGAAGUCCGUCUCAUGAACGGAUAUGCUUUUGUUGAGUUUGAGAACAACGACGAUGCCCGUGCUGCUGUCGACUCUUUGGCCAACACCGAUUUCAAGGGUGAAGCUUUGCAGAUUGAAUUUGCCAAGCAGAAGCCAGCUUACGCCAAGAAGGGUGAGUUCAGAGUGAAGGUUACUGGAUUGCCAGGUAGAGUCGCAUGGCAAGAGUUCAAGGACUUUGUCCGUGACGAAGCCCGCUUGAGUCCAACCUUUGUGAAGAUCCCAUACGAGGAGGAAGGUGUUGCCAACCUUGAGUUCGGCUCCAGAGAGGAUUUGGAGGGCGCUAUCGAGUCCAUCAGCAAGCUGGAGUACCAAGGUUCCCAGUUGACUGCUGAGGAAGACACUUCCCCAUUCAUUGCACCACCUCCACGCAGACAGGGAGGAGGAAGAGGUGGUUUCAGAGACGACUUUAGAGGCGGAAGAGGUGGUUUCAGAGAUGGUGGAUUCAGAGGUGGAAGAGGUGGAGGAUUCAGAGGUGGCAGAGGUGGCUUCAGAGAUGAUUUCAGAGGUGGAAGAGGAGGAAGAGGAGGUGAUUUCAGAGGUGGUAGAGGCGGAAGAGAUUCAUACCGCGAUUCUGCUCCACGUGAAUACAGAUCCAGAGAUGAUUACCAACCCCGUGAGGACUACGGAGGAGACUCCGGAAGGGACUACGGUAGAGAGAGAUCUCCUCCAAGAUACUAA
Molecule: messenger RNA, 819 nt
Organism: Kuraishia capsulata CBS 1993
Lineage: Eukaryota; Fungi; Ascomycota; Pichiomycetes; Pichiales; Pichiaceae
Exons: 2
Coding region: 1-819 (272 amino acids)
Cellular component (GO): nucleus; cytoplasm; ribonucleoprotein complex
Molecular function (GO): mRNA binding
Source: RefSeq, a predicted model, not a curated record